GAAGCUACAAUGAAGCUACAAUUGGCACUCCUCUUGUUUGGCUUGACUUUGGCCUUGGGCCAGAUUGUUCCCCGAAGUAGCUGGACUCCUGUGCCGCUCUCUCCGAGAUUGCCAAGGCUGAUGGGACCCGUUCGACUCAUAAUCGUCCAUCAUACGGUCACGGGUCCUUGCUUCAAUCCUCAUCAGUGCCAAUUGGCUCUGAGGCGGAUUCGAGCCGAUCAUCUGCGCAGGAAGUUCAGGGAUAUAGGCUACAACUUCUUGAUCGGAGGCGAUGGCAGGAUCUACGAAGGAUUGGGCUUCGGCAUACGGGGCGAGCAUGCACCCAACUAUAAUAGCCAAUCCAUUGGCAUCGCUUUCAUUGGCAAUUUCCAGACUGGCCUACCUCCGCCUCAGAUGCUCCAAGCUGCCCGAACUCUCAUCCAAAUUGCCGUGCAGCGUCGACAAGUUUUGCCCAAUUAUGCUCUGGUGGGACAUUGCCAAACGAAGGCCACAGCCUGCCCCGGAAAACACCUUCUGGACGAGCUUAGAAAGUGGCCUCGCUGGCAGCCAAAACCUUAUUAGAAAGUAAUCCCUCCCAAAUCCUCAUUGCGAUUGCAAUAAGUCUGAAUCGAAUAUUUGAAUGUUCAAUUUUUUUUCAUAUACACAAAUUUCCUUAAUUUCUUCACCCUUUUCCAUUGAAAAAUGUAUGUAAAUAUUUAAAUCUUUUAUAGAAUAUUGGCAAAUAAUAAGAAAAAAAAUUA
This is a messenger RNA of Drosophila elegans, 740 nucleotides long. RefSeq names its product peptidoglycan-recognition protein SB2 (gene PGRP-SB2). The transcript is spliced from 2 exons. The coding region runs from base 10 to 561 and encodes 183 amino acids. The record is from RefSeq and is a predicted model, not a curated record. NCBI's taxonomy places the organism in Eukaryota, Metazoa, Arthropoda, Insecta, Diptera, Drosophilidae. Gene Ontology annotation, molecular function: N-acetylmuramoyl-L-alanine amidase activity; zinc ion binding; peptidoglycan binding. Gene Ontology annotation, biological process: peptidoglycan catabolic process; innate immune response.